Molecule: messenger RNA, 267 nt
Organism: Amoebophrya sp. A25
Lineage: Eukaryota; Dinophyceae; Syndiniales; Amoebophryaceae
Source: the annotation of a GenBank genome assembly
GAGAGAGUGGCUGCACACCCGCGACGCCCUACGUCCGUUGCAGCCAGUGCCGACGUGGAUUCACAUAUUCCGAGAGGACCAAACGCUGCGAACCACGAACUUGUUCAUGUCAGAACGGUAAGGGCCUGACAGACGACCCGACACCAGUGAAGUGGUCCACUCAGCUGAAUAUGACACGAUUUCCGAACGACACUGCCGCUGCGGGUCUGUUGCCACCUGACGUCUUGAAUGACAUUGUGGAGGACGUUGUUUUUCGCGAAGAUAGUG